UGUGAUCCAACACAACAACAAAAACAUCAUUAACCAAUCAAGCAAUCAAAUUUGUGUUCAUCAUCAUAUCGUCUCUGUCAAGAAACCAAAUUAAAACCAUGAUGAUGAACACUACGGCCUGGAUUUGGGCAGGCUUUGCAGCAGUGCUGGCUGCAGCCAUUGCUGUGUACGAGUUAUUAUUUAGGAACAACAAAAGGAAAAGGUUGCCACCAGGUCCCAAAGGGCUGCCAAUAUUGGGACAUCUCCAUUUGCUGGGGAAGAACCCCCACCAAGAUAUGCAAAAACUCUCCAAAACCUACGGUCCUAUGAUGUACCUACGACUAGGGCUGACCGACAACAUCAUCGUAUCAUCACCUCAAGCGGCCGAGCGGUUUCUGAAGACACACGACCUCAAUUUCGCCAGCCGGCCACCAAACCAAGCUGCCAACUAUAUAGCCUAUGAGCAAAGGGAUUUGGCGUUCGGGCCAUACGGUCCGUUUUGGCGCAACAUGCGAAAGCUCUGCACCUUAGAGCUCCUCAGCAAUCUCAAGAUCAAUUCUUUUCAAUCUAUGAGAAGAGAAGAGUUGGGUCUUGUCGUAGAUUCCUUCAAGCAGGCAGCCCAGAACGGCAAAGCUGUUGAUUUGAGUACCACCAUUUCUUCCAUGAGCAUGGACAUGAGUUGUCGGAUGGUGUUUGGGAAGACGUACAAGAAUCAGGAUUUUGGGGAGAUGGGGUUUAAGGCUUUGAUUCAUGAAAUUGUUUAUCUGGCCGCCGUCCCCAAUCUUGGGGACUACUUUCCUUUUCUGGGCAAGCUUGAUGUUCAAGGGUUCACUCGGCGGAUGAAGGCGGUGGGCAAGCUCACUGAUCAAUUCAUGGAGAGGAUUGUGGAAGAGCACGAAGAGGCUGCAAGCAAAGGCAUCACUAACAAAACCAAAGAUUUUGUUGAUACCUUGUUGGAAAUCAUGAAGUCUGCAAACACUGAUUUUCAAUUCUCUCGCAAACAUGUCAAGGCUAUGAUGCUGGAUAUACUUGUAACUUCAAUGGACACAUCUUCCACGGUAAUAGAAUGGACCAUGUCUGAACUUUUUAGACAUCCUGAAAUAAUGAAGAAAGUGAGGGAUGAAGUAGCUGAAAAAGUUGGGUAUGAUAGGAUGGUGGAGGAGGCAGAUCUUGAAGGCUUGGAAUAUCUAGAAAUGGUGGUAAAAGAAUCACUCAGGCUUCACCCAGUGGUGCCGUUACUUCUCCCUCAUAUAGCAAUGGAUGAUUGUGUAGUUGAUGACUUUCAUGUACCUAAAAACACAAGAGUAAUGGUGAAUGCUUGGGCAAUUGGACGUGAUCCGAAUGUGUGGAGCAACCCAGAAAAGUUCAAUCCAGAAAGGUUUAGUAAAAAUCGUGUUGACUAUAGAGGUAGAGAUUUUGAGUUAAUCCCGUUUGGUUCAGGGAGGAGAAGUUGUCCCGGCUUACAACUUGGAAUUACCGUAGUUCGACAUGUGGUGGCACAAUUAGUGCAUUGCUUUGACUGGACUCUACCAAAUAAGAUGCUACCAGAAGACCUAGACAUGACUGAAUCAUUCGGUCUUGUAAUAAGCAGAGACAAACCUUUGAUGGCUAUUCCAACAUACCGUUUGCCUCAGUAAACUCUGAGCGGCUUAUUCUUCAAUUUGCUAUGUAUUUUUUACAUUAAUUUUCUCUAUGUUUUUCUACUUGAAAUAAUGAAUAAAGAGUUUAGUAGCAUAUGAACACCAUAUCCUUCAUGUAUUCCUAAUGUAUGUUUAUUCAGUAUAUCAAUAAAUUAACCAUCAAUUUU
Messenger RNA from Ipomoea nil (Japanese morning glory), 1786 nucleotides. Its product is annotated as cytochrome P450 CYP736A12-like. Lineage: Eukaryota; Viridiplantae; Streptophyta; Magnoliopsida; Solanales; Convolvulaceae. Bases 99 to 1616 code for a protein of 505 amino acids. Gene Ontology annotation, molecular function: iron ion binding; heme binding; monooxygenase activity. The record is from RefSeq and is a predicted model, not a curated record. The transcript has 2 exons.